GUAACCUCUUUUUAAUCACAAUAUAUAUUUAUAUAGAUAUAGCUUGCUCUUAUCACAAGCUCUCUGAUCAGUUUGUACGUACUCCAAUAUAUAUAUAUAUGUAUAUAUAUAUACAUUGUUAUCUUUCUAGAUUGAAGCUUCAUUAAUGGUCUUUUUCUUCUUCUUCUUCAAAGCUUAAGCUUUUAGCUAAGUUGGUAACAUAAACAUAUAUUCAGGGUUUUUCCAUGGAAGCCAGAGAGAAGAAAGCUUCAGCAACAAACGGCAAUGGCGAAAUAAGCAUGUCGGAGAAGAAAGCCGAAACCAGAGACAACAGCCAGGUAGUUGUCGAAAUCCUGAACGAAGAGGCAAAAGGGUAUGUUCCGAAGGUCUCAGAAUCUUCAGAACCGAAACAGAUCAAAAUGGAUUCGACUCAGAAAGUUUCUACUGUUCCAGCGAGCUGCCCUUCGCCUGAGGCUUCGAGGUUUUUCCCAAGUCCGAACAAACCUCCGAAGGUCCCCACUCCCAAUGGGACUCCCACUCGCCGGAGCGUCCUCAACAGGUGUGUGUUUUCGAAACCCAAGUCCAGAUUUGGUGAGCCAUCGGCUCCCAUUGACGCCACUGUGCUCGAAGAACAUGCCUCAGAGCAAGCUGGGCUUGGCUCCUCCUUUAGAAGCUCGUUCAGCCGGGCUUCGCCGAACAACAUCUCCACCGGUCGGAGUAUCUCGAUGGCUCAGAAGUCGUCUGCUUCUCACGGCCAUGAUGAGGCCGAAGAGAUAUAUAACAAGGUUGCUUUGCAUAAACAGAAGCAUAGGAGAAUGAACACCAGGUUUUUGAUCGAGUGGUGUUUGUUUAUUUUCCUCUUCGGUUGUUUAACGGCUAGCUUGACUGUUAAGAAGUUGGAGACUUAUAAAAUUUGGAGUUUGGAGCUAUGGAGAUGGUGUGUUCUAGUCAUGGUGAUCUUCUGUGGUAAUUUGAUGACAAACUGGUUUAUGCAUAUUGUAGUUUUCGUUAUCGAGAGGAAUUUUUUGCUUGAAAAGAAGGUGCUUUACUUUGUUCAUGGACUAAAGAAGAGUGUUCAAAUCUUUAUAUGGUUGGGUUUUGUUCUUCUAACUUGGGUACUUGUGUUUAAUUAUGGAGUUAAGCGUUCAAAAUCAACCAGUAAGGUUCUGCGUAUAUUGUCAUGGACACUAGUGACACUACUCGUUGGGGCAUUUUUGUGGUUGGUGAAGACUCUGUUGUUGAAGAUCUUAGCUUCGAAUUUCCAUGUCAACACAUUCUUUGAUAGGAUUCAAGAAUCGAUAUUUCAUCAGUAUGUUCUGCAAACCCUUUCAGGGCCUCCACUCAUGGAGGACGCUGAGAGGGUUGGGAGGUCACCAAGCAUGGGGCAGUUGAGUUUCACAAGCACAAAGAAAGGGAAGAAGGAUUCGAAAGAGGUUAUCGACAUGGCGAAACUUCAUAAGAUGAAACAAGAGAAGGUUUCAGCUUGGACCAUGAAGGUUUUGAUUGAUGCUGUUUCGAGUUCGGGGCUUUCAACAAUCUCUAAUCAGUUAGAUGAAAUGGAAAAUGUGGCUGCAGAGCAGAACAAGGAGAUUACUAGUGAGAUGGAGGCUACUGCUGCUGCUUAUCACAUUUUCAGGAAUGUUGCUCAGCCUGGCUGCAAGUAUAUUGAUGAGGAUGAUCUGCUGAGAUUCAUGAUCAAGGAAGAAGUGGAUCUUGUUUUUCCUAUGUUUGGAGCAGAGAAUGGAAGAAUUGACAGAAAAGCUCUCACUGAUUGGGUGGUGAGAGUUUUCAAUGGCAGAAAAGCACUAGCACAUUCACUGAGUGACACCAAAACAGCUGUGAAACAAUUGAACAAACUAGUAACUUGCAUACUCACAAUAGUGACAAUUGUACUAUGGUUUGUUCUGGUUGAAGUGGCCACUACAAAAGUACUUGUCUUCCUCUCAACACAGCUUUUAGCUGCGGCUUUCAUGUUCAAAGACACCUGCAAGACCAUCUUCGAAGCCCUCGUGUUCAUUUUCGUUAUGCAUCCGUUCGAUGUUGGCGAUCGCUGCGUGAUCGAUGGGGUUCUGCUGCUGGUUGAAGAGAUGAAUAUAUUGAAUACUGUGUUCUUGAAACUCAACAAUGAAAAGGUGUAUUAUCCAAACGCAGUCUUGUCCACAAAACCCAUCAGCAACUACUACAGAAGUUCAGAUAUGGGUGAUACUGUGGAGUUUUCUAUUGACUUCAAUACUUCUGUGGAGAAGAUAGCCUUGCUCAAAGAAAGAAUUAAAAAGUACUUAGAAGAAAACCCACAAACAUGGCAUCCAACACACAGUGUGGUGGUGCUUGAGAUUGAGAAUGUGAACAAGUUAAAGAUGGCUCUCUAUCCAAACCACACAAUAACUUUCCAAGAAUAUGGCGAAAGGAACAGACGUCGAACCGAGUUGGUCAUGGAGCUCAAAAGGAUCUUCGAAGAAAUUCAUAUCAAGUACUAUCUUCUUCCCCAAACUAUCCAUCUCAACCAAGUUGGUUCGGACCAAAAAAUAUGAGCACUCGGUGCUACGUGCAUGUUCAUCUCUUUCGAGCUUUCCUUUAUAUCAAGUCAUAAACAAGACUUCUUUUUUUAUUAUUAGGUUUUGAGACCAUAUAAUGAUAGUGAGCUGAGUAGAGAGAAAUGUUCAUUAAUGAGUUUUUAUUUUUAGCCAUUUUUAAUGCUUGUGUUUUAUUAAAGAUACAAGCAUGAAUGGAACUACUUAGUUAUGAGCUAUUACCAUGAAAUGGAAUGUCUUUAUUUUUAUUUUUAUUUUUAUA
Humulus lupulus (European hop) is the source of this 2772-nucleotide messenger RNA. RefSeq names its product mechanosensitive ion channel protein 10-like. Gene Ontology annotation, cellular component: plasma membrane. Lineage: Eukaryota; Viridiplantae; Streptophyta; Magnoliopsida; Rosales; Cannabaceae. The record is from RefSeq and is a predicted model, not a curated record. Gene Ontology annotation, biological process: detection of mechanical stimulus; monoatomic anion transport; transmembrane transport. Gene Ontology annotation, molecular function: mechanosensitive monoatomic ion channel activity. Bases 225 to 2510 code for a protein of 761 amino acids. The transcript has 6 exons.